Hyla sarda is the source of this 1804-nucleotide messenger RNA. RefSeq names its product tubulin alpha chain-like. The record is from RefSeq and is a predicted model, not a curated record. Gene Ontology annotation, cellular component: cytoplasm; microtubule. Lineage: Eukaryota; Metazoa; Chordata; Amphibia; Anura; Hylidae. The transcript is spliced from 4 exons. Gene Ontology annotation, molecular function: structural constituent of cytoskeleton; GTP binding. The coding region runs from base 394 to 1740 and encodes 448 amino acids. Gene Ontology annotation, biological process: microtubule cytoskeleton organization; mitotic cell cycle.
CACGGGGGCGAAAAGCGCUGUGAUUUCGCACACAAGACCACGCCCCUGUUAUUGUCUUCCGUGAUUAGUCAAUCCAUUUAGUGCAGACGAAUGGGUGAGUCCUCAUUUGCAUUAGUCCCUCCUCCAAACUGACGCACUGGGCGAUACUGCAGUUCUCGCUCCUGGCGCUCCGUCAUCUGCAUAGCCCCGCCUCCUCUUUGCAGUUCGUUAUCACGAGCGCGAAGUUAACCCCGCCCUCGGGUGUGGCGCUCUCGCUCCUGGCUCCGCCUCUCCAUAUAAGGCUACUGUCUGCGCAGUCGCUGCGUCACUUCUCACAGAGAUCCGUCACCCAGGCUCCGGUGAGACUUUUAACCCUUUGCCAGCCUCUUACCCGACCCCCGCUACUACGACAGCAUGAGGGAAUGCAUUUCAGUCCACGUUGGCCAAGCUGGAGUCCAGAUGGGCAAUGCCUGCUGGGAGUUGUACUGCCUGGAGCAUGGAAUACAACCAGAUGGACAGAUGCCCGAUUCCAAGGCCAUUGGUAGCUCAGAUGAUUCCUUCACUACCUUCUUCAGUGACACCGGGACUGGUAAACACGUUCCCCGCGCUGUGUUUGUCGACCUGGAACCCACGGUGAUCGAUGAGAUCAGGACUGGUAAGUACCGCCAGCUUUUCCACCCAGAGCAGCUUAUAAGUGGCAAGGAAGAUGCAGCCAACAACUACGCCCGAGGCCACUACACCAUAGGCAAGGAGAUCAUUGAUUCUGUCCUGGACAGAAUCCGAAAGCUGGCCGAUCAGUGCACAGGUCUGCAGGGAUUUUUGGUUUUCCACAGUUUUGGUGGUGGCACUGGAUCAGGCUUCACCUCCCUCUUGAUGGAACGUCUCUCUGUUGACUAUGGCAAGAAGUCUAAGCUUGAGUUCGCCAUCUACCCUGCCCCCCAGAUCUCCACGGCUGUGGUUGAACCAUAUAACUCCAUUCUCACCACCCACACCACACUGGAGCACUCAGACUGCGCCUUCAUGGUGGACAAUGAAGCCAUCUACGACAUCUGCCGCAGGAACCUGGACAUUGAGCGCCCGAGCUACACUAAUCUGAACAGACUUAUUAGUCAGAUCGUGUCCUCCAUCACAGCCUCUCUCAGGUUUGAUGGUGCUCUGAAUGUUGACUUGACAGAGUUCCAGACCAAUCUGGUGCCCUACCCCCGUAUCCACUUCCCCCUGGCCACCUAUGCCCCCGUCAUCUCUGCAGAAAGAGCUUACCAUGAGCAGAUCUCCGUGUCGGAGAUCACCAACGCUUGCUUCGAGCCGGCCAACCAGAUGGUGAAAUGUGACCCCAGACACGGCAAAUACAUGGCUUGCUGCCUGCUGUACCGUGGUGAUGUUGUCCCCAAGGAUGUCAAUGCCGCCAUCGCUGCCAUCAAGACCAAGCGCUCCAUCCAGUUUGUGGACUGGUGCCCAACAGGGUUCAAAGUUGGUAUAAAUUACCAACCACCGACUGCGGUUCCUGGUGGAGAUCUGGCCAAGGUGCAGCGCGCUGUGUGCAUGUUGAGUAACACCACCGCCAUUGCCGAGGCCUGGGCUCGCCUGGACCACAAGUUUGACCUGAUGUAUGCCAAGCGUGCCUUUGUGCACUGGUAUGUGGGUGAGGGUAUGGAGGAAGGAGAGUUCUCUGAGGCCCGGGAGGACAUGGCCGCCCUGGAGAAGGAUUAUGAAGAGGUUGGGUUAGACUCUUACGAAGAUGAAGAAGAAGGAGAGGAAUAAAAAACUAAAAAAAGUGUCCUUGUCUAUAAGUUUAAUCAUCCAAUAAACAUAAGUUGAAACUUUA